CAAAAUAACACUUUUUCAGUGAAAAGGGAUCAUUUUUACUAUGGAAUUGCCAAAAGUCGAUCUAUUCACUCACGACAAUAAUCAGUUAUUGACCACACUUAAGGAAAAACAAUCCUCCUUUGAUGGUCUAAUUGUUGUCUAUACCAACAAGGACGAUCUUUGCAACCUUAUUCCUGCUGCCAAAACUUAUUUUGAAUUAGACGCUUCCUUCGGUGAUGCUUUGCAAGUUCUCUUUAGUGAAACUAAACAACCUCACGCACGUAUGCUGCUUGCACCUACUGGCUCCCUCUACAAUGACUUUGAUGACGCUCGUCGUUUCAAGGAUAUCGCAUUUGCUGCUGGUAAGAAGGCUUUAAAAAUGGGUAUGAAAUCUCCUCUUGUCUGUUUCGCCGACGAACCCUGUCAGGAGACAAACUCUCAGUGGACGCAUGAUGAAAACCUCAAGGAAUACCAGCACUUUUUGGAAGUUACCAUGCUAGGCUUAUUAGAGUCAUGUUUUGAGCCUAUUGAUGUUCGACAAUUCAUGAAGAAUGUAGAGACUUUUGAACGCCUCGGUUUUGUUGCCUCGUCAAAGAAUGCCAAUAGCUGUUCUAUCGAAAGAGUGGCAGCUAUCGAAGCUGGUCGUCGUAUCUCCAAAGAUAUUGGUAAUCCUGAUCCUGAGAAAAUGUCCCCUAUCAACAUUGCCAAAUACAUUGAAGAGCAAUUUAAAGACAUAGAUAAUGUGAAGGUCACUAUCAUUAGUAAUAUUGAGGAAAUUAAGAAGAAUUAUCCUUUGGCUCAUGCUGUUACACGCGCUUCUUUGGCUGUUGAACGUCAUCAUCCCAGAUUUGUCCAUUUUGAAUACAAGUCCCCUGAUCAAGCCAAAGUAAAGGAAAAUUUGUACUUUGUUGGUAAGGGUGUCACUUAUGAUACUGGUGGAGCCGAUAUUAAAUGCAGUGGUCACAUGAGAGACAUGUCUCGUGACAAAUGUGGUGCUGCUGCUGUCGCUGGUUUCUUUAAGACUAUAUCGAUGUUAUCACCCGAAAAGGUCAAUGUUACUGGCGCCAUCGCUCUUGUGCGUAAUUCUGUUGGCCCCGAUAUGUAUGUCAGUGAUGAAGUUAUUGUGGCCCGUAGCGGUAAACGUGUUCUUGUUGGUAACACUGAUGCUGAGGGACGCAUGGUCAUGACAGAUUUACUUUGUGAAUUCAAGGAAAGAGCUUUGGCCGACGGUAACGGAAAGCCCUCUUUCUUGUUCACAUGUGCUACUUUAACUGGUCAUGCUAUUAGAGCUUAUAGCGGUUAUGGCAUCACCUUGGACAAUGGUGUUGCUCGUCAGCAUAAAAUCAGUAAGCGUGUUUAUGAUGCUGGUCAUAUCUUUGCUGAUCCUUUUGAAAUUUCGACGUUGCGCCGUGAAGAUUUGACUUGUGUCCAUGCCGGCAGUUCUAAUGAAGAUUUGGUUUCUGCUAAUGAUAAGCCCUCUACUAUGACAGAUCGUGGUCAUCAAUAUCCUGCUGGUUUCAUGUUGCAAGCUGCUGGUUUAGAAAAAUAUGGCGUGGAUUCUAAGGAAGUGUCCAUCGGUUAUACUCACCUUGAUAUUGCUGGUUCAGCUGAGACUAUUGGCUCUGAGGGCUGGAGUUUACCUCGUGUUACUGGCUCACCUGUGGCUGCCCUUACUGGAGCUUUCCUUUGUUAAAAGUUCACUUAUCAUACAACUUAUCUGUAUAUAUCAAUUGCAAAUAUUAAUUGUAAGUCUUCGAUAGACAAACAUACAAUCCAAAAUUAUAAAAACAUAUUUCACGUAGAACUCUCCAGCAUUGACCUCAUCAAAGUUUGAAUAAAAAGUUUCAAAAAAAA
This is a messenger RNA of Mycotypha africana, 1833 nucleotides long. RefSeq lists its product as uncharacterized. NCBI's taxonomy places the organism in Eukaryota, Fungi, Mucoromycota, Mucoromycetes, Mucorales, Mycotyphaceae. Gene Ontology annotation, cellular component: cytoplasm. The record is from RefSeq and is a predicted model, not a curated record. The transcript has 2 exons. The coding region runs from base 41 to 1672 and encodes 543 amino acids. Gene Ontology annotation, molecular function: metalloaminopeptidase activity; manganese ion binding. Gene Ontology annotation, biological process: proteolysis.